UCGAGCGAGCGUUGAACGCGGGAGAACUUCCAACCUCCGUCUCCAUCCGCUCUUUGAGGAAGAACGAACCAAAUUCUACGGACCACACCAACUCCACCAGCUCCAGCUCGGUAGGUGCAGGAAGGUGACACCUUUACUAUAAAUACCGAUGCGAUCCCACUCUCCUACCUGUCAAGCGUAUUGGGAUCUCGGUAUCGCUCGUUAUUGAUACCAGGCUUCCUGUUCUUCUCGCGGAAAUGGCGUCCGAGGGUAUUCUGCUGGGAAUGGGGAACCCCCUUCUCGAUAUCUCUGCGGUCGUCGACGACGAGUUUCUCCAGAAAUACAACAUCAAGUUGAAUGAUGCAAUUCUUGCAGAGGAGCACCAUUUGCCUAUGUAUGAUGAGCUGGCUUCAAAACAUAAUGUGGAAUAUAUUGCUGGAGGCGCAACUCAAAACUCAAUUAGGGUUGCACAGUGGAUGCUUCAAAUUCCUGGUGCGACUAGCUAUAUGGGGUGCAUUGGGAAAGACAAGUUUGGGGAGGAAAUGAAGAAAAAUGUUAAAGAAGCAGGUGUAAAUGCCCAUUAUUAUGAAGAUGAAACUGCUCCAACGGGAACUUGUGCUGUCUGUGUUGUUGGUGGUGAGAGAUCCCUUAUUGCCAACUUGUCAGCAGCAAACUGCUACAAAUCAGAUCAUCUAAAGAGACCAGAAAAUUGGAAAUUAGUUGAGAAAGCACAGUACAUCUAUAUUGCUGGAUUUUUCCUUACGGUUUCUCCCGAAUCCAUACUCCUUGUUGCUGAGCAUGCUGCUGCAAAUUACAAGGUGUUUUUGAUGAAUCUUUCAGCUCCUUUUAUUUGUGAGUUUUUCCGGGAUGCACAGGACAAAGUUUUUCCAUACGUUGACUAUAUCUUUGGAAAUGAGACUGAAGCCAGAACAUUUUCUAGAGUUCGUGGGUGGGAGACCGACAAUGUUGAGGAGAUUGCUCUUAAGAUUUCAGCAUUGCCAAAGGCAUCUGGCACUCACAAGAGGAUAGCUGUGAUCACUCAGGGCAGUGAUCCAGUUGUUGUGGCCGAGGAUGGAAAGGUGAGAUUGUUCCCUGUGAUCUUGUUGCCCAAGGAGAAGUUGGUCGAUACAAAUGGUGCAGGUGAUGCAUUUGUUGGAGGAUUCCUAUCACAGAUGGUCAAGCAGAAGAGCAUAGAUGACUGCAUAAGGGCUGGUUCCUAUGCUGCCAAUGUUAUUAUUCAAAGGUCAGGCUGCACUUACCCUGAGAAACCAGACUUCAAAUGAAAGAAAGACAUAAGCUUCGUUUGGGACAGCUUUCAUUAUACUUCUUAAAGCAGCUUUCUACUACAAAUUCUUUUAAUUUUGUACUAGAAAGCUGCUUUAAGAAGCAGAAAGAAAGCCGUCCCAAACAAAGCCAUAGAUUGGCAUAAAGAUUUCUUAUUCUCGGUUAGUACCCAUAUUCUAAGUUAAGAUUGGCACUCCAUGCAUUUAGAGAUUUUAUCUGAUUAGCUUUGUGAGGUGAGACUCUCACUUAUUCACUAUAAUCGGCUAUUUUAUUUUAAAAUAAGAUCUUCAGGCUGAUGCCUGGUGAGAAGCUUGUAACACUAACAUUUUUCUAUCCAGUGGCUUAAAGGGAAUGCUUGUUUUGAAAA
Dendrobium catenatum is the source of this 1630-nucleotide messenger RNA. RefSeq names its product adenosine kinase 2. Lineage: Eukaryota; Viridiplantae; Streptophyta; Magnoliopsida; Asparagales; Orchidaceae. The coding region runs from base 237 to 1262 and encodes 341 amino acids. Gene Ontology annotation, molecular function: adenosine kinase activity. The transcript is spliced from 13 exons. The record is from RefSeq and is a predicted model, not a curated record. Gene Ontology annotation, cellular component: cytosol; nucleus. Gene Ontology annotation, biological process: purine ribonucleoside salvage.